UGGGUCCGGACUGCGCAUGCGAAUUUUGUGUCGGCGGAUUUGAAUGUGAUGGCGGGUAAAGUCGCGACGCGGGAGGGGAUUACUCUCCGGGGCAGCGCCGAGAUCGUGGCGGAGUUCUUCAAUUAUGGCAUCAACAGCAUCUUGUACCAACGUGGAAUCUAUCCACCAGAAUCUUUCACACGAGUGCAGAAGUACGGGCUCACAAUGCUUGUUACAACAGAUCCUGUCCUUAACAGUUAUCUGAAGAAUGUAGUUGGCCAGCUGAAAGAUUGGUUAUGUAAUCAUUUUGUUCAACGGCUUGUGGUGGUUAUCAACUGUAUUGAAACAAAUGAGGUGCUAGAAAGGUGGCAGUUCGACAUAGAGUGUGACAAAACCAUGACAGGAUAUAGUCAAGCAAGAGAAAAAUCAGAAAAAGCUAUCCAAGAUGAAAUCCGGUCUGUCAUUAGGCAGAUAACUGCUACAGUAACGUUCUUGCCUUUGCUCGAUACUGCAUGUUCUUUUGAUCUACUCAUAUAUACAGAUAAAGAUCUGGAGGUACCAGAAAAAUGGGAAGAAUCAGGACCACAGUUUGUAAACAAUUCUGAAGAGGUUCGUCUACGAUCUUUCACUACCACCAUACACAAAGUGAAUAGUAUGGUUGCAUACAAAAAAAUUGAUUCAUUUUCAUAAGGCAUAAUGUACAGAAUCGCUUUGUAUAGUAAGCUGUGUAUUUGUACAAAAAUUCCUCUGUUUAAUGGUCUCACCACUUUAUGUAUACUUGAGAAUGAGUCAACUGUCCAUACUGUAAUUGUCUAAUCUUGGUUUCCAUUUUCAGAGUAUAGUUUCUAUGUGCUUGAAAAAAUUUCUUUGUAACUUUUAUUUCCCUCAUGGCAUAAUUCAUAGAUGUUUUACCCAUGUGUUAGUACCAUAUUUUACAUUAGGAAUCAAUUUUAAUAAGAUAAUUUAUAUCAUUGGAUUUAUUUUAGUUUUUCAAAACUAAAGAUGAUAUGCAGGUGAUAAUCAAGCUGAAAGAGUGGCAGCAUCUUGGGUUUUUACAGCUUCUAAUUCUCUCAAGUGCAGUUUACUAAUUUUUCCCAUCUCUUCCUCCCACAAAAAGAAACCCUAAUAUUGAUGUUGGUGGUUUUUUCCUCCAGAAAACAAGUACAAGAUAUCUUUAAUUGGGCUGAGACAUUUAAAUCAAAAAUCAUUUGGGAAUUGUUUCUUGAAGGUGGUAUGGUUAACCCAUGUAUUAGAAAUUAGAUUUGACUCUUAUGCAUUUCAACUUGUAAUUGUAUUGGGAAGUUUAGUGUGCCAUCAGCAGAUCUGAAGACAGCAUCAGUUCCCCUCUAGAGAAGCAGAUAAUUAUUAGAAUAGUCCAAAAUGCUUAAUUCUUACAGCUAUAUCAAACUAAUUUGACAGUAGCUAGAGUACUUGUAUAUUUACUGUCUUUGACAACAUCAGUUUGGAAAAACACUGGAUUUAUUUCAGCUUUUACAUAUUUGAAUAUUUUCUUUAUUGUCUUUGCAUUCAGUGUAUUAA
Messenger RNA from Mobula hypostoma (lesser devil ray), 1518 nucleotides. RefSeq names its product MAD2 mitotic arrest deficient-like 1 (yeast) (gene mad2l1). Gene Ontology annotation, biological process: mitotic spindle assembly checkpoint signaling. Bases 49 to 669 code for a protein of 206 amino acids. The transcript has 5 exons. The record is from RefSeq and is a predicted model, not a curated record. Gene Ontology annotation, cellular component: nucleoplasm; cytoplasm; kinetochore. NCBI's taxonomy places the organism in Eukaryota, Metazoa, Chordata, Chondrichthyes, Myliobatiformes, Myliobatidae.